AUGCUUCUCAGACACGGCGCAACUCGCGCAACACACGCGACACGCACAGCGUCAACAGCUCGUACAGCAGCAGCAACAGCAGCAGCAGCACGCUUCACGCGCGCUUCCUCUACCGCCGGGCCGUCAACACCACGAGCAGCACCACAGCCCGAACGAUCCGUCAUCGAGAUUGCCGGGCCCGACGCCCCAAAGUUCCUCAACGGCCUGCUGUGCAAGAAUGUUGACACGCUCAAGGGCGGCUACACUGGAUUCUUGAACGCCUCGGGCCGAGUGCUGCACCCCGCGUUUGUCAUCCCGAUCGACCCCAAGACGAACCGCUACCUCGUCUCGCACGUCCCCGGUCCAGACCACCCAGCACCUCUGGACAAGUACCUCAAGCCGUUCCGCCUGCGCUCCAAGGUGCGCAUUCGCGACGUCACGGCCGAAUGGGACGUCUACGCGGCGUGGGGCGGCGCCGGCGCCGACACCAACGCCCCCGCGGCCACCUGGCGGUACGGUAACGCGGGCGCGGCCGAGCGCUUGUGGACGUGGUCUGGCGAGCCGGCGCCCCUCGGCCUCGGAGAGAAGGAGCAGGGUUGCUGGGACCUCCGUGCGGGCUGGGGCGCGGCAGGGCUAGGUCGCCAUGUCAUUGUGCCCAAGGGCGAGAAGCUGUCGCUGUUCUCAAACUACGACACGGCCACGACGGACGAGUACAACCUCCGGCGCAUGGUGCUCGGCGUACCCGAGGGGCCGGCAGAGGUCGUGCCGGGCGUCGCGCUGCCGCUCGAGACGGACAUGGACAUUCAUGGUGGAGUCGACGUCCGCAAGGGCUGUUACGUCGGCCAGGAGCUCACCGUGAGGACGUACCACACUGGCGCGACCCGCAAGCGUAUCCUCCCCGUGCGGCUGUUCCCUCUCUCGGGCUCGGCGGCGCUCAGCUCCGUCGCUGAGGGCUCGACGUCGGGCCCGUCACGCGGCGGCGCGCAGGGCGUGGACAUUACAUUCACGCCGUCGUCCGACUCGGCGUCGAAGAAGCCGCGGUCGGCUGGCAAGCUGCUCGCGCUGCACGGCGACUCGACGGCCGUCGGCGUCGCGCUCAUCCGGCUCGAGUUUGCCGACCGGGCGUGGUGGGCCGAUGGCGCCGCCGACGGCACUGUUGCCGACUGGGCCUCGGGCGCAAAGGGCACAUUGACGGCCGAGAUUGGCGGGACACGCUGGGGCGUGUGGGUCGGCAAGGGCGAGGCUUAUGCCGAGGCUCUGGCCAACCUGCCGCCGCCGCGCGAGGAGGCGGCUGAGGAGGAGGAAGAGUAGAGCAUGGAUCAGAAGCAAGCAUAUGCAUCACUUGUC
This is a messenger RNA of Vanrija pseudolonga, 1326 nucleotides long. It is a transcript of the gene CAF17, whose product is annotated as Putative transferase CAF17, mitochondrial. Gene Ontology annotation, molecular function: protein binding. The record is from RefSeq and is a predicted model, not a curated record. Gene Ontology annotation, cellular component: mitochondrial matrix. NCBI's taxonomy places the organism in Eukaryota, Fungi, Basidiomycota, Tremellomycetes, Trichosporonales, Trichosporonaceae. The coding region runs from base 1 to 1290 and encodes 429 amino acids. Gene Ontology annotation, biological process: iron-sulfur cluster assembly. The transcript has 4 exons.